AUGAUGGCUAUGAAAUCGGAUGCUGAUAAGGGUGACAUAUACAGUCAGGACGUAACAUUGAUGAAUAUAAGUAACAGUCCAAUUCAAGAGAACACCGUGAACAGUAGUCUAGAUGAUGAGCGCUUAUCACCCAAUAACGUAUCAUCCAUAUUGCCAGCAGCCAUCCCCUCACUUAACAUGUUUCAUAUGUAUUAUUACCAACCUUUCUUACAUCAAGACCAUGUAGCACUAAGUGAAGAAGAGAAGGAUAAGCGCGAUAAAAGACGACUCAGAAAUAAGGAAGCAGCGGCGAGGUGCAGAAAACGGAGAUUGGAUUUGAUGGAAACGUUGCAGUCUCAAGUUGAUCAGUUGAGGGAAGAGAACAAGAUGAAGGAUUCGAAAAUUGCAGAAUUGCAGUUACUGAAGAACGAAUUGAUAUCAGUCGUGCACGAGCAUCAAUGUGUAUUGCCUGAAUCACUGCGUCAAACACUAGGUCUGGACGGCACGGCGCAACAACAAUACAUCAUUAAUAACAACAACAACAACAUAUGUAAUUUAUAUAACAACGUAAUUUCCCGCAAAAGACCUGCGAGUGAACUCAUUCCUGAGCUCAAGUCGCAACAAACCAGUGAUGAUACCAACAACGUAUCACCAUCACCCGUUAACACGUCCACUGCUAACGCAUCACAAUCCAGCAUUGCACCCGCAAAAGUGAAGCAAGAACCGACCUUGUACGACGUGAAUAAUCGUGACGAUAAACAGGAUGAAGACAUCAAGCGACCGACCUCUUUAUCGUUCAACAACAAUACGACCAGCAGUAAUAAUUAUAAUAAUAACAAUACUAAUAAUAAUAUUACAAGCAGUUCCGGUGUUCCAAUCACGACUCCGUCUAAUUUGCUUGGUUCAGGUGUGUCCGAGUUCGGAACAGUGAAUUUACUGGAUGGACCGACGGGUUUAACGCCGUGUCAUCAACCUCAACCUACUGCAUUCCCGAUUUCAUCUUUAAAUACGCCCCUCGGUAGUGACGGUCGCAGCUUCGAGUCACUGUAA
Anisakis simplex (herring worm) is the source of this 1029-nucleotide messenger RNA. The record is from the annotation of a GenBank genome assembly. Lineage: Eukaryota; Metazoa; Nematoda; Chromadorea; Rhabditida; Anisakidae.